This is a messenger RNA of Pyricularia grisea, 273 nucleotides long. RefSeq lists its product as uncharacterized. Lineage: Eukaryota; Fungi; Ascomycota; Sordariomycetes; Magnaporthales; Pyriculariaceae. The transcript is spliced from 2 exons. The record is from RefSeq and is a predicted model, not a curated record. The coding region runs from base 1 to 273 and encodes 90 amino acids.
AUGGUUCCUUUGGAGAUUAUGUCUUCCGAACCAAAGGACGACGAGAUGUGGAGUAGCAUAUUUGCGACUGUGUGUGGCCGGAACCUCAAUCACGACAUGGAGAGUAGAAAUGAGGUUUCAUCAGGGGUCCUCUUCGGAAGUAGACGGAGGGUUAGCAACUAUACGGAGUCGGCACCACAGUUACAUUUCGAUGAGAAUCUCUCCGCACCAACCAAAGAUCAGCAGCCACACCUCUGCGUUGGAAAGCUCAGUGCCGGUGGCAACCCUCCCUGA